Messenger RNA from Dothidotthia symphoricarpi CBS 119687, 1621 nucleotides. Its product is annotated as general substrate transporter. The transcript has 3 exons. Bases 28 to 1569 code for a protein of 513 amino acids. Gene Ontology annotation, molecular function: carbohydrate:proton symporter activity. Gene Ontology annotation, cellular component: membrane. The record is from RefSeq and is a predicted model, not a curated record. Lineage: Eukaryota; Fungi; Ascomycota; Dothideomycetes; Pleosporales; Dothidotthiaceae. Gene Ontology annotation, biological process: transmembrane transport; carbohydrate transport.
CCCGCCAUAUCGACGGAGCUCUGCACAAUGGGCUUCACCGGAAAGAGCCUCCAGACGGCCCAGCUCUUGCUGGUCGUCCUCCCAGCAUUCGUCCUCUUUGGCUACAAUCAAUCGGGUGUGGGAGGUCUCCUCUCUCUAUCAGAUUGGACCAAGCACUUCCCCGAAAUCGAUACUGUUCACGCUACUGGAGCUGUGAAAAGCCACAAGUCGACUGUGCAAGGCGCAGUUGUCGCGACAUUCACUAUUGGAGCUCUGUUUGGCGCUCUAUCUUGCUCUUGGAUCGGCGACGUGCUAGGACGACGCAAGGUCAUCUUCGGCGCGGCAAUUCUUACUCUUAUCGGAGAGAUCCUACAGUGCACCAGUUUCCAGGUUGCUCAGUUCGUUGUUGGCAGGUUCAUCCUCGGCUGGGGUGUUGGAACCCUUAGUGCUACAGUGCCAGUGUGGCAAUCCGAGUGCUCUUCUACCGCCAACCGCGGCAAGCACGUCGUCCUUGACGGCUGCUUCAUCAGUCUCGGCUACCUCUUGGAAGCAUGGAUCAAUCUUGGAUUCUUCGAAAUCAAGAACAACGCCCCUCUGCAGUGGCGCAUCCCCCUCGCCAUUCCUUGCCUGAUCUCUCUGAUCCCGUUGGCGACUGUGUUCACUAUUCCCGAGUCUCCAAGAUGGCUUGUAAACAAGGGUCGCAUUGACGAAGCACGGGCCAGCUUGGCUGCGUUCAAGGGCGUCUCGCAUGAUGAUCCUGAGGUGUAUGCUGAGGUUGGUGGCAUUGAGUUGGCGCUCGAGGAGACAGGUCGCAGCGCCGCGAAGCUGAGCGAUAUCUUCACCAUGGGAGAAGACAAGCUUUUCUACCGAUUUAUGCUCUGCAUCUUCUUGCAGUUCCUGCAGCAGAUGUGCGGAAGCAAUUUGAUCUCCACGUACUCCACCAUCAUCUUCCAGCAAGGUCUCGGCCUCGACAGCGAACUCUCCCGCAUCCUCUCCGGCGGUGCUCUGACGUGGAAGUUCCUUUCCUGCUUCGUCGCCUUCUUCACCAUCGACCGCUUCGGACGUCGCAAGCUCUUCAUGUUCAGCGGUGCCGGCAUGGCCUCGUGCAUGCUUGCUCUCGCCGUCGCGUCCAGCUUCCCCAAAACCAACAAGCCUGCGCAAAUCGCCUCGGCGCUCUUCGUCUUCCUGUUCAACUUCUUCAUCCCCAUCGGUUUCCUCGGUGCCAACUUCCUGUACUGCACAGAAGUCGCGCCUACGAGGUUGAGAGUUCCAAUGGCAGGUAUCAGCACAGCCAAUCAUUGGCUGUGGAACUUCGUCGUCAACAUGGUCACUCCGGUUGCCAUUGACACAAUCGGAUGGAAAUACUACCUCCUCUUCCUCAUCAUCUCUGCACUCGUCCUUCCUGUCGUGUACUUCUUCUACCCCGAGACCAACGGUCGCAGUCUCGAGGAGCUGGAGACGAUGUUCACAGAGAACAAGUCGAUUCGAAGCAUUGUCAGGGAGUCGAAGAAGCCAUUCAAGGGCUCCCUCCAGCAUCGACGUUCGAUGGAAAAGAGCGGAAUGGUAGAUGAGGACGAAUACGCUGCAUGAGCUAGACAGAGAACAGGACACGAAAAUGUGACGUACGAGCUCAUUAGUGGGG